AUGAUAACCGGGAAAAAUAGAGAGAAACACGAAACAAAUUUAAAAAAGGUACUAAAAUGUCUAGAUGAAAAUGGAAUCAAGCUAAAAAUAGAAAAAUUUGUUUGGAAAUGGACUAAUAAAUGCAAAGAUGCGUGUAAAAAAAUAAAGCAAGAAAUAAGUAGUACUCCAAUAUUACAACAUUAUGAUCCAAAAUUACCCAUUAUAUUAGCAACAGAUGCAUCAUCUAUAGGAAUUGGGGCAGUAAUAUCACAUAUAGAAGGGGUACCCACAACAUCAACUGCCCGAAUACAAAGGUGGGCUUUAUUAUUAGCCGGUUAUCAAUAUGAAAUAGAAGUCGAAAGUAGUAGACAAAUAGCAAAUGCUGACAUGCUAUCUAGAUUACCCCUAAAGGGAACUCCAAUAUCAAAAGAAGAAGCGCUAGAUCAAAUACAGGUGGGAGAAACACCUUUAAAUGCAAGCGAAAUUGAAAGAGAAACAAUGCGAGAUGAUAUACUUUCUAAAGUAUACAGAUAUACAAUAGGUGGAUGGCCAAUAAACUAUGAUGCAUGUUUAAAGGAGUAUAGCGAAAGGAGAGAGGAAAUUACAACUGAGAGAGGUUUAUUAUGGAGAACGAAAAUGAUAAUACCACAACAAUACCGAAACAACGUGUUGGACAUGAUACAUCAAGGACAUAUCGGAAUGGUAAAAAUGAAGAUGAGAGCACGACAAUACGCGUGGUGGCCUAAUAUAAACCAAGAUAUAGAAACCUGGGUCGAAAAGUGUAGAGAAUGCCAGGAACAACACGAUAUGCCUCAAAAGACAGCAAUUCAAAAUUAA
Gordionus sp. m RMFG-2023 is the source of this 816-nucleotide messenger RNA. RefSeq lists its product as uncharacterized. The transcript has 3 exons. Lineage: Eukaryota; Metazoa; Nematomorpha; Gordioida; Chordodea; Parachordodidae. Bases 1 to 816 code for a protein of 271 amino acids. The record is from RefSeq and is a predicted model, not a curated record.